Molecule: messenger RNA, 525 nt
Organism: Diorhabda sublineata
Lineage: Eukaryota; Metazoa; Arthropoda; Insecta; Coleoptera; Chrysomelidae
Product: histone H1-III-like
Exons: 3
Coding region: 1-525 (174 amino acids)
Biological process (GO): nucleosome assembly; chromosome condensation; negative regulation of DNA recombination
Cellular component (GO): nucleus; nucleosome
Molecular function (GO): structural constituent of chromatin; double-stranded DNA binding; nucleosomal DNA binding
Source: RefSeq, a predicted model, not a curated record
AUGGCGGAUACAGAAAAUCAAACUUCGGUUGUAACCGCAACGUCUGCGUCUAAUUCACCGCAGGUUUCGUCGUCUCCAAUAAAUAAAAAGGAAAAAAAAGCUAAAAAUCCUAGGACCAAACCAUCUCAUCCACCGACUUCGGAAAUGGUAAACAAUGCGAUCAAAGGUUUAAAGGAACGCGGAGGCUCAUCUUUACAAGCAAUUAAAAAGUACAUUGCUGCCAUUUAUAAAGUUGAUGCAGAAAAAGUAGCGCCAUUCAUCAAAAAAUAUUUGAAAGCAUCUGUAGUAUCGGGAUCUUUGGUACAAACUAAAGGUAAAGGAGCUUCCGGAUCAUUCAAAUUAGCUUCGGCAACUUCAUCUGGUGGUAGUUCGGAGGAGGAGGAGGAGGAGUGGAUGAGUGCAGCCAGUGCCGCAUCAUCCGAAUUAAAAAGGAAGAAUCCUACUAAAGCAAAAAAAUCCAAUAAAGGCAGUCCCACGAAAAAACCGAAAGCAGCUAGCAGUUCCUCUCCUAAACUUAGGCCCUGA